Molecule: messenger RNA, 2210 nt
Organism: Miniopterus natalensis
Lineage: Eukaryota; Metazoa; Chordata; Mammalia; Chiroptera; Miniopteridae
Gene: RNPS1
Product: RNA binding protein with serine rich domain 1
Biological process (GO): mRNA splicing, via spliceosome
Cellular component (GO): ASAP complex; nucleoplasm; cytoplasm
Molecular function (GO): RNA binding
Source: RefSeq, a predicted model, not a curated record
AGAGUUGCUUUGUGGGAUACCCUGGAAGACCGACUAAUCCUCCCUUCGGGGCCAUUAAUUCAAACAUUUACAACACGAAUGUUUACCGGGCUCCUGUGUGCCAUUCUCGGUUCUAGCCCUUGGAGAUACGGCCCCUGAAUUCAUGGAGCUCACAUUGAUGGGUUACCCCAGAAGGGAAGGUUAAGAUCAAUGGAGGAAAGACGUGACUUUUCUCUUUUUGUUAUUUUGCAUGAAUUGUGCCUAGAAUGUACUUUUAAAUGGGGAAGGUGCUCUGAAGAUUUGAGCUGAACGCCAUCUACUCGAGAUUUAACUAAUUGUUCUCUCCUCUCUUUGACUGUUGGACGCGCACCUUUUCCGGAUGAUGGGGGAGGUAACCAAGGUCCUGUGCUGUUACCUGAACUUGUGCUGCACUUUGGCGUAAAUUGCAAUCGAUUAGGGAUCGUUUCUCAGACUCAAGUUAGAAGUGAGAGUUCAGAUAAGUGAGGCCGCCAUUCUGCUUUGAACACCUCAGAAGGGGAGAAUGGAUUUAUCAGGAGUGAAAAAGAAGAGCUUGCUAGGAGUCAAAGAAAAUAAUAAAAAGUCCAGCACUAGGGCUCCUUCUCCUACCAAACGCAAAGACCGCUCUGAUGAGAAGUCCAAGGAUCGCUCUAAAGAUAAAGGGACCACCAAGGAGUCAAGCGAGAAGGAUCGGGGCAGGGAUAAAACUCGAAAGAGGCGCAGCGCUUCCAGUGGUAGCAGCAGCACCAGGUCUCGGUCCAGCUCUACCUCCAGCUCGGGCUCCAGCACUAGCACCGGCUCAAGCAGCGGCUCGAGCUCUUCGUCAGCAUCAAGCCGCUCGGGAAGUUCCAGUACAUCCCGCAGCUCCAGCUCCAGCAGCUCUUCCGGAUCUCCAAGUCCUUCUCGGCGCAGACAUGACAACAGGCGGCGUUCCCGCUCCAAAUCCAAACCACCCAAAAGAGAUGAAAAGGAAAGGAAAAGGCGGAGCCCUUCCCCUAAACCCACCAAAGUGCACAUUGGGAGACUCACCAGGAAUGUGACCAAGGAUCACAUCAUGGAGAUAUUUUCCACCUAUGGGAAAAUUAAAAUGAUUGACAUGCCUGUAGAAAGGAUGCACCCCCAUCUAUCUAAAGGCUAUGCAUAUGUGGAGUUUGAGAAUCCAGAUGAAGCUGAAAAGGCGCUGAAGCACAUGGAUGGAGGGCAAAUUGAUGGCCAGGAAAUCACUGCCACUGCUGUGCUGGCCCCCUGGCCUAGGCCACCCCCCAGGCGAUUCAGCCCUCCCAGGAGGAUGCUGCCACCACCUCCCAUGUGGCGCCGGUCACCCCCACGGAUGAGGAGAAGGUCCCGCUCCCCGCGGCGCAGGUCCCCCGUGCGUCGGCGAUCCCGCUCUCCCGGCCGCCGCCGCCAUAGGAGCCGCUCCAGUUCCAAUUCCUCCCGAUAAGCAAGCCACUGAAGCUCUGCCCCAUAACUUAUAUCCCAUCCAACUCAGUUCUGUCACUUCUCUAGCCGAAGGACAGUCGUCAGUAGGAAACAAAUCCUCACUCAGGGGCAGGCUUCCAAAGGCAGCAUUGAGACGUUUCCUCUGAAGGCCAAGUUUGGGUGCAGAAGUGGUGUUGGUUUGGGGUUAUGCCUAUGAAGAUGCUCUCCAGUUUCCUGGCUAGAAAGUUCCCAGGUUUCCAGUCCCUGAGAGUCAGUUCAGUAGCAGAGCCAGCAGGAACAGAGCAGGAUUCCAGGUAGCAGUGCUGCCCCAGCCUGCGAGCACAUUUUUCCAUUCCACAGGUGACCUAUGGCCAGUCUAGCAGCCUGAGGAUCCUUCAGGAAAGGGCAUGCUUUGGUACAGCUGCCGUUCCUAUUAACGUGGCCCUGCUUGAGUUCUGACCUCUGGGGUCAAAUAGCCCGUGUUAGUUGCUAUCAAUCGUUCUGUUUUACAUGUGCUCAUACACAUACACCCACACCCCACAUCUCUCUCUGAAAUUGGUGAGCAAGUUGAGAGCUAGCUCUGCAAGGUCAUCACAGGACCUCCCCCCCUUCAUGGUGGUCUUUGGGGUUACCUUGGCAAUGUGUACAUUGCUUUUUUGGCUUUUAUUGUACAGUCAGUACUAUGAAUUUUCUGUUUUGAGUUUUUUUGUAAUUGUAGCAUUUUAGAUAAUGUGUUUAUACUUUGUUGUGUAGAGUAAAAAGGUUGUGUUGAAUAAAUCUAGGGUUAGAAUGUG